AGGUUUGGAAAAGAGUCCAAAAUAGUAUUUAUUUUGUAUUUUUUAAUGUUGAAAAUAAGAGAGAAGGGUAAAUUGGGUAUUUGGUAAGCCAAAGACUUUUGCUUAGUGUACUUUGCUCUUCGCUGGUUUUGAGGACUAGGGCUUAAGCGGUAGCUGGACGAAGAAGAAGAAGAAGAAGCUCUGUCAAUGGGUGCAAGCAGCGAUCCGACUCAAGAUGGGUCCGACGAGCAGCAAAAACGUUCAGAGAUCUACACAUACGAAGCUCCAUGGCACAUCUACGCCAUGAACUGGAGUGUCCGCCGCGACAAAAAGUACCGACUCGCAAUCGCAAGCCUUCUGGAACAACACCCAAACAAAGUCGAAAUCGUUCAGCUUGACGACUCCAAUGGCGAGAUCCGCUCCGAUCCAUCUCUCUCCUUCGAACACCCAUACCCUCCAACAAAAACAAUCUUCAUUCCAGACAAGGAGUGCCAAAAACCCGACCUCCUAGCCACAUCAAGCGAUUUCCUCCGAGUAUGGCGAAUCUCCGAUCAAGAUUCCGGUGUCGAGCUCAAAUCUCUUCUCAACGGAAACAAGAACAGCGAAUUCUGCGGUCCGCUUACUUCCUUCGAUUGGAACGAAGCCGAACCCAAACGAAUCGGAACUUCAAGCAUAGAUACGACUUGUACGAUUUGGGAUAUCGAACGUGAAGCUGUGGAUACUCAGUUAAUCGCUCACGAUAAAGAGGUUUACGAUAUAGCUUGGGGUGGAGUUGGUGUUUUCGCCUCAGUCUCCGCCGAUGGAUCGGUAAGAGUUUUUGAUCUUCGCGAUAAAGAACAUUCCACGAUUAUAUACGAGAGUUCUGAGCCAGAUACUCCUCUGGUUCGACUCGGUUGGAAUAAGCAAGACCCUAGGUAUAUGGCUACUAUAAUAAUGGAUAGUGCUAAGGUUGUUGUUCUUGAUAUUCGUUUCCCUACUCUUCCCGUGGUUGAGUUACAGAGACACCAAGCUAGUGUGAACGCCAUUGCUUGGGCUCCACAUAGCUCUUGUCAUAUAUGUACAGCAGGGGAUGAUUCUCAGGCUUUGAUUUGGGAUCUUUCUUCAAUGGGUCAGCCUGUUGAAGGUGGAUUGGAUCCAAUCCUUGCUUAUACUGCUGGUGCUGAGAUUGAACAGUUACAGUGGUCUUCUUCACAGCCUGAUUGGGUUGCCAUUGCUUUCUCUAGUAAGCUUCAAAUAUUGAGGGUAUGAAUGAUGAAAGUAAAGAAAAAAAAAACAAAUCUUUCUUUCUUUCUCUUUCUCUUUGAGUUUGAUUAUUGAUAUGAUGAAAAAUAGCAAAGAAGGGUCGAUGAUGAUCACUGAAAGCUAAAGAGAAAGCUUCUUCUCAGCUAUGGUGCUGAUGAUGAUGAUGAUGAUGAUGGAGAAGAAGAAGAUGAUGAAGAAGAAGAAGGUUACUACUAUUACUAACAUUUCUUUAUCUCUUGUUUCUUGUUUUAGUGUUUUUUUUUUUUUUUUACUAAUUACCUCAUAAUUCAUUCCUUAUUUUGUCUCAUACAUUGUGUUCCUUAGUUUGAUAAUUCAUGUUCAUUGUAACCAUUGAAACUAUAUGUAAAAUAGAUACAUUUUAACUUUAGGGGAAUUCAAUUAGCUCGAAUGGUCAGAUAUGUGUUAGUUAUGAAGAAUGCAAUUAGAAUGAUAGUAGUACUAAUACUAGACCGAUAGCUCGGAUGGUCAGACAUGUGGGUAUUUGAAUUUCGAGCCUCCGAAUAUUGUAGGGUUCGGGUACGAAGCUCCGAAAAAAAUGUGUUAGAGAUGGAGUUGAGUUUAGGGGUUAGUUUUUAGUAAUCAUUAGGUGAGUUAAGAGUGGUUGAUUUUUGGAUUUGGAGGAGAAAUUGAAGAGUGCUUGUGUUGGUUCAAGUGAAAACUAUGUUUUGUGAUGUACAAGUACUAAUGAAUGAAUUAAUAUCUUUUUACUGUCUAA
This is a messenger RNA of Cannabis sativa, 1957 nucleotides long. RefSeq names its product WD repeat-containing protein LWD1. Gene Ontology annotation, cellular component: nucleus. The coding region runs from base 187 to 1227 and encodes 346 amino acids. Gene Ontology annotation, molecular function: protein binding. The record is from RefSeq and is a predicted model, not a curated record. NCBI's taxonomy places the organism in Eukaryota, Viridiplantae, Streptophyta, Magnoliopsida, Rosales, Cannabaceae. The transcript has a single exon.